Drosophila rhopaloa is the source of this 2639-nucleotide messenger RNA. It is a transcript of the gene Plod, whose product is annotated as procollagen-lysine,2-oxoglutarate 5-dioxygenase. Gene Ontology annotation, biological process: peptidyl-lysine hydroxylation. The transcript is spliced from 10 exons. Gene Ontology annotation, molecular function: procollagen-lysine 5-dioxygenase activity; L-ascorbic acid binding; iron ion binding. NCBI's taxonomy places the organism in Eukaryota, Metazoa, Arthropoda, Insecta, Diptera, Drosophilidae. The record is from RefSeq and is a predicted model, not a curated record. Gene Ontology annotation, cellular component: endoplasmic reticulum. The coding region runs from base 194 to 2365 and encodes 723 amino acids.
UUUCUGAUUUUCUUGAGGGCGGGACGUUUUCUCGAGGUGCCGAAAGUGUUUUGUUUUCCGAAUACUUUUUCAAACAAAAGAAAUGCAACUAGUAUAACAUAAGGUCCUAUAGAAAAUUUCACCCACCGUUCGCGAGUGCUUGCCUGUGUGAGUGAGUGAGAGAGUACGAUAAGUUCCAGCAUCUUUUAUCAAAAUGCAACAACAAAGCGCAUUAUUUUUGUUGCUGCUGGCUGUGACGUCCCAAGGAGUCAGCGCAGACGCCGAGUCCAAUUGGAAUGACAGAGUCAAAGUUUUCACUGUGGCCACUGAACCCACUGAUGGCUAUGCACGAUAUUAUCGAUCUUUGAAUGUCUACGACAUUAAGGGUACUACUCUCGGUCUCGGUGAGGAAUGGAAAGGAGGAGAUAUGCAAAAACCCGGCGGCGGUUUCAAGCUCAAUCUUUUGCGUGAAGCCAUUGAGCCCUAUAAAAAUGAUCCUGAAAUAAUAAUACUCUUCACAGACAGCUACGACGUUAUCAUUACCGCUUCGCUGGAAGAGAUUGCGGAAAAGUUCAAGGAAUCGGGAGCAAAGCUGCUCUUCUCGGCCGAGAAAUUCUGCUGGCCCGAUAAAAGCUUGGCUGAUGAUUAUCCCGAAGUUGAGGGCAAGGCCUCCCGAUUCCUCAACUCGGGAGCCUUUAUUGGCUUUGCACCACAGGUCUACGAAGUACUGGAGGAUCCUAUCGAAGAUACUGCCGACGAUCAGCUGUAUUUCACCAAGAUAUUCCUUGACGAGGCCAAACGCACCAAGCUAGACAUGAAGUUGGACACACAGUCCAGGUUAUUCCAAAACCUUCAUGGAGCCAAAAACGAUGUUGAGCUUAAAGUGGAUCUGGAGAGCAAUCAGGCUGUUCUCCAGAAUGUGGACUUUAUGACGACGCCGGCCAUUAUUCAUGGGAACGGACUGAGCAAAGUGGAUCUGAAUGCGUACAGCAAUUAUUUGGCCAAGACCUUCAACGGCGUUUGUCUGUUUUGCAAGGAAAAUCUCUUGGACUUGAAUGAACAAGAUCUUCCUGUGAUUUCUCUGGCUCUGAUUGUCACACAACCCGUGCCCUUCUUCGACCAGUUUCUCGAAGGCAUCGAAAAACUAAACUAUCCCAAGGAGAACCUGCACUUGCUCAUCUACAGCAAUGUCCCAUUCCACGACGAUGACAGCAGGGCAUUUGUGAACAAGUAUGGCGAGAAGUACGCUUCUGCCAAAUACACGCUUUCUACGGAUGAAUUGGAUGAGCGCCAAGGCAGGCAGUUGGCCCUGGACAAGGCUCGAACCCACAACAGUGAUUACAUAUUCUACGUGGACGCAGAUGCGCACAUUGACGAUAGCGAGGUGCUCCGGGAGCUGCUCAAACUAAACAAACAAUUUGUAGCGCCGCUUUUCACCAAACACGAAGAGUUAUGGAGCAACUUCUGGGGCGCCCUCUCCGAAGGAGGUUACUAUGCCAGGUCGCACGACUACGUGGACAUUGUAAAGUCCCAAAUAAUUGGAAUCUUCAACGUGCCCCAUAUCACGAGCAUUUAUUUGGUGAAGAAAACGGCCUUCGAUGCCAUCACAUUCAAGGAUAGCGAAUUCGAUCCCGACAUGGCUCUGUGCCAGUCACUUCGAAAUGCGGGCGUCUUCAUGUACAUCAGCAAUCUGCGCUCUUUCGGUCACUUGGUCAACGCUGAUUACUUCAAUAGUACGGUGACACGUCCGGACUUCCAUACGCUGUUUACCAACCGCAACGAUUGGGCGGAGAAGUACAUACACCCAAACUUUUCGCUUCAGCUGAAUGCUAGCUACCAGAUACCGCAGCCGUGUCCGGAUGUCUUUUGGUUCCAGAUCGUGACGGACGCGUUCUGCGACGAUUUGGUGGCCAUCAUGGAGGCGCACAACAGCUGGUCCGACGGCAGCAACAGCGACAGCCGGCUGGAGGGCGGAUACGAGGCGGUGCCCACGCGGGACAUCCACAUGAAGCAGGUGGGCCUGGAGCAGCUCUAUCUCAAGUUCCUCCAGUUGUACGUGCGCCCACUGCAGGAGCGCGUCUUCACUGGUUACUAUCACAAUCCUCCUCGCUCCCUGAUGAACUUCAUGGUGCGCUAUCGGCCGGAUGAGCAGCCUUCACUGCGACCCCACCACGACGCUUCCACGUACACCAUUAACAUCGCGAUGAACCGGGCAGGCAUCGACUAUGAGGGCGGUGGCUGUCGAUUCAUCAGAUACAACUGCUCCGUGACCGAUACGAAGAAGGGUUGGAUGCUGAUGCACCCGGGUCGACUGACCCACUUCCACGAGGGACUACUCGUGACAAAUGGCACCCGCUACAUCAUGAUUUCCUUUAUUGAUCCGUAGGAGGGGAGCUAGUUAAACUUGUACUCUUUAUCAAACUGCCAUAUCGGCCACUCCAAAGAACUGCAUUCUAAGCCCAAUGAACGAUUUGUGUCGAUGGAAUUGCGACAUCGGCCUUGGGCCUUAAGUUACUGAUGAUUUUAUAUACUACUUUGAGAUCGACAGCUUUAUGGUCCCUCGAUGAAUCUGUUGCAGCCUUAAGUUAAUUGUAAGCUUUUUUUACAAAGUGCAAAGUGUUCAAUGUUUGACUAAAUAAAUUAAUUCGUUUAUUAAUUAA